Molecule: messenger RNA, 723 nt
Organism: Mytilus trossulus (common blue mussel)
Lineage: Eukaryota; Metazoa; Mollusca; Bivalvia; Mytilida; Mytilidae
Product: perlucin-like protein
Exons: 6
Coding region: 89-658 (189 amino acids)
Molecular function (GO): signaling receptor activity
Source: RefSeq, a predicted model, not a curated record
UGUUAAACACGAUACUGUUGCAUUGUUUCUAUAUAAUAAAUCAAUAUUCAGUAGCAGAUUUAUAACUUUACACCAAAUACCAAAAAGGAUGAUCCUUUCUGCAAUUCUGGUUCUGUGUUGUAUUUCUAUGACCGCGUCAAACUCGUGUGAUAUAUCCAAAGAGAAAUCAAUGAUAUCCAGCUUGCUUCAGUCCAUAGAAAAAAAGAUGAAAGAAUGCAGUUCAAAUGAGAAUUGUCCACCCGGUUGGAAAAAAUACAAGGAUCACUGUUACUUUUUUUCACCUGAUGGUAAAAAUUGGCAGGAUGCUGUAAAACAAUGUAAAAAUAUGGGAGGUUACCUAGUGAAAAUUACAGACUCAGCAGAAAACUCGUGGGUUGUUGACAUGCUUACUAAAUCGGUUAAACACAAAUGGGGUUAUUGGAUGGGAUCGUCAGACUUGAAGAAAGAAGGAGACUGGAGAUGGGUUCAAGACUCGUCUAAGGUUCGUUUUUCUCAGUGGCUUCCAGGCCAACCAGACAAUUAUGUAAACAAUGAAGACUGUGGUCAUUUUUGGUCAGCCUAUCAGUAUCGAUGGAAUGAUAUUCUAUGCAGUGUUGAUGAAAUGGGGUACAUCUGUGAGAGUUCAUAUGGACCCAACUGCCGUCCGAACAAAGGAUGAGAUAGACAAGCAGCCAGUGGAAGCUAGAUUAUUUUGUUUGUUUCAUUAAAAACAUCUAAUCCGAA